AAGAAUUUUUUAAAAUUUUAAAAGCCUCCAAAUAUGGGCUUUGGCAUACUAAUAUUGAAGUUGGUCCUUGAGCCUAUUUUGGGCUAUUCUAUGGGCCCAUGGGCCACGACCUAUAAAUUGAGCGUGUUAAGCUCUUCAGACUUCCAUACAUCUCAAAGAAUGUCGCGCCUAGCCCGCUACAGCUUUUGGGCUCUGCAAUUGAGAAAGCUCCAUAGCUCUCACAUCGCAACGCUGUCGUUCCCCUCCUCCUUCUCGACUUCCGCCUCUCAGUCGACCGCGACUCGUCCUUCGCCGCCUCCCAUUCACGUCGGACUCACUGAGUAUGCGGGCCGGGGCGUGUUUGCCUCUCGGAGGAUUAGUGCCGGAGAACUUAUCCACACUGCACAACCCAUUGUUUCGCAUCCUUCGCUAUCUUCCGUUCACACCGUCUGCUAUUUCUGCCUCAGGAAACUUCCAAGCAGCGCCCGAAGCUUGGAAGCUUCUCAAACUGUGUCCUUUUGCAGUACACAGUGUGAAGACCAGUCCAAGAAGUUUUAUGAUGUUGAAAAGAAGGCAGAUUGGUCGAGAUUUAAUGAAUAUUGCAGACUGCAGGGUCUAAAGUAUCCGCUUCUGGUGAAGCGUCUGGCUUGUCAGGUUAUCUCCGGAGUCGUCUCGUCUGAUGUUCUUGACAUACUUCAACCAGAGAUUCCAUCAUCUGAUAGAAUUUCUAAGAUGAAAAAGGAAGUUGCCCUGCUAAAUAACACUUUUGAGGGCUCGGAUAUUGGGAGUGAGCAGAUGGCAUUUUUGACUGAAGAAUGGUAUGCUGGUGUGUUGGCACGGAUUCGUAUCAAUGCAUUUCGUAUUGAAUUGGCCAUAGGAUCAUAUGAAGAUCUUCUUUCCUUGGCAGCAGCAUCAGUAGAAGCAGAAGCUGCUGUUGGGAACGCUGUUUAUGUGCUUCCAUCCUUAUACAAUCAUGAUUGUGAUCCUAAUGUAAAUAUUGUGUGGAUUGAGAAUGUGGAUGCCAAAGUAAAGGCUCUCCGUGACAUUGAAGAAGGGGAAGAACUGCGGAUAUGCUACAUUGAUGCUAGCAUGGAUUACAAGGCUCGGCAGACAAUCCUGUAUGAAGGAUUUGGUUUCCAUUGCAACUGUCUUAGAUGCGCGUCAAAGGACUAAAUACUUACAAUUCAAGAGAAGGAAACAAACUCCAUCAAUUCAGAUGUCUGUCAGUUUAAAAGAAGACGAGAGAAGAAGAAAGAGAAAAGGAAGGAAAGGUUCUUGCAUCUUUUCAUUUUACUCCUCAGUUUUGCCUGCAGUCUUUAGUCACUAUGAGGAACAUAUUGCAAUAGAAGUUUGGUAGUCUUGGGAAAGGGAACAGUGAUAUUGAAGUGUACAUAUCCUAUCAGUAUCAGGUUUAUGGAUGCAUUACAAGUGCAGGUACUGUCCAACAGGUUAUAUUGUUUGAAUGAUCCUUCGUUAACAUAUUUAGGUUAAAUCCAUAGAAUGUAAUUGAUGGUGGAUAUUGUUGCAUCCCCUAUUCACUAUAUUUAAUUAUCACUAUUUUA
Messenger RNA from Sesamum indicum (sesame), 1541 nucleotides. It is a transcript of the gene SDG38, whose product is annotated as SET domain protein 38. NCBI's taxonomy places the organism in Eukaryota, Viridiplantae, Streptophyta, Magnoliopsida, Lamiales, Pedaliaceae. Gene Ontology annotation, molecular function: protein binding. Gene Ontology annotation, cellular component: nucleus. The record is from RefSeq and is a predicted model, not a curated record.